Messenger RNA from Manis javanica (Malayan pangolin), 8271 nucleotides. Lineage: Eukaryota; Metazoa; Chordata; Mammalia; Pholidota; Manidae. The record is from RefSeq and is a predicted model, not a curated record.
UUUUAAUGUAUUUCCUUCCAGUCAGCCUUCUUUGUUUGCUGGUUCUUUGUCUUCUUUUAUGUAGUUUGUGAUUUCUGUUAUAAUUCUUUAAUGAGUGUCCCAGUGUGCUUGGGACUGAGCUGUGAGCUUCCCUUGGAGUGUCAUUCAGUCCUCCGAGUAACCUUAGGAGGUGUCUCAGUCCAUUUGCACUUCUGUAACAGAAGUACUGCAAACUGGGUGGCUUAUAAACAACAGGUAUUUAUUUCUCACAACUCUGGAGGCUGAGAAGUCCAAGGUCAAGGUGCAACAGAUUCAGUGUCUGGUGAGAACCUGCUUCCCAGUUCAUAGACAGCACUCUUUCUGCUCUGUCCUCACAUGGUAGAAAGGGGCCAGGCAACUGUCCGGGUCUCUUAUAAGGACACUAAUCCCAUUCAUUGGAGCUCCAUCCUCAUGACCUAAUCACCUCCCAAAGUCCCCACCUGCUAAUACUAUCACACUGGGGAUUCGGUUCCAACAUAUGAAUUUUGGAGAGAUACGAAUAUUUAUCCUAAAACAGGAGGCAAUGCUUUUAUUUCCAGUAUACAAUAGAGAUAGACUAAGUGACAGUGCCACUUAGCAGUGGUCACCUAAAUGGUAAGCGAUAAAGUGAGGAUUGAUAUCCAGAAAGUCUGGCUUCAAAGCAGGGGUCACAAACCACACACACACAGACACACACACACAGUUUAAAUUCUCACCUGUUGAACGAGGUUGUACAUUCCCUCUGUGAUGCCUCAGCAUCUUACCUUUUUAAAAAUUUUAUUUCAAAGUAACAUUUUCUAAAUCGAAUUACAGAUGUUCAUAGUAGGAAAAUCUGAAAAUAGAGAAAAGCUCAAAAUAAAAUUAUCCCACAAUUCCACCAACCACUGAUAGCCAGCUCCUUAAUAUUUUUCACCAUCUUUUACAUUUACUUAUGGGAAAGUUCACUGUUUUGGGUGUACAGUUUUAUGAAUUAUGAUGGCUGAGCUUCACUUUUAAUGGCUGUCUUAUGUGCCAUCCAGUGCAUUCACUGUAGUUCAUAUGACUCUUCUGUGGGUGUCCAAACCACCCAGCCCCAAAUGUGUGAGAACUGCAGGGGGUUGGGGGCAGCUGGAGUUCAUGUAGGGAUGGGGGUUCCCCAGAUGAUUCACUGGGAGGAGGGAGAUGAUCUUACUGACUCAUUCAGACUUUUCGGAGGUGGGCAGGGAGACCCUCUCUGUCUGUGGCCGGAUAUCCUGGGUGCUGGGUCCCAGGGCCACUGCAGGGGGCCCACCACAGCCUGCGUGUCUCAAGCCCAGCACCUGUUCCAGGAGGUAUGUGCUGACUCCCCAGCUCCCAGGCACAAACUAUUUUUGGCUGUAGUGACUGUUCACUGUAGUCAUGAAAACAGAAACUCCUCCCCCUGCCUCGUCCUUCCCUGGGACACCACACCAGGGGCCAGGGCUGCUGGGGACCCUGGGUUUGGGCACCUCACCAUGCACUGCCUCUGGAGCUGGGUCAUGGCCAAGGCCUCAAGGAGCACAGAGGUCCCUCCACCCAUGGUGCUGCGGAAGGCACAAGGCCUGGACCAGCCCUGGCCAGAGGGUUGUGAAGAGAUCCUCCACGAGCUCACGCUGGAUGCCCUGCUGGACAUGAGCGAGGCCAGGGUGAAGGAGACGCUGCAGCGCUGCGGGGCCAGCGCCGAGGAGUGUGGCCGCCUGCAGGCCGCCCUCGCCUGCCUGCGGAAGGUGACAGGCCUGGGAGGGGAGCACAAAGAGAACUCGGGCUGGAGUUCCUCGGAUGCCCGGCGGGAAAGUGGCUCAGGGCCUUCUGUGGACACCCUCUCGCCAGCCAGCCUGCCCUGGCCCCUGGGGAGCUCCCAGCUGGGCAGGUUGGGCAGUGGUGCCCCGGGCCCGCGCUCUGUCUCCGUAUCAGCUCUGCCUGCCUCGGACUCCUCCACCCCUGGCCCCAGUGAGGGCCUUGUAGACACCUAUAUCCCCCUGCAUGCUGGAGGCCGGCUGACCCCCCGUGCCCUGCAUAGCUUCAUCACCCCCCCAACCACGCCCCAGCUGCGACGGCACACCAAGCUGAAGCCACCGCGGACACCGCCCCCACCCAGUCGCAAGGUCUUCCAGCUGCUGCCCAGUUUCCCCACACUCACCCGGAGCAAGUCCCACGAGUCUCAGCUGGGGAACCGCAUAGACGAGGUCUCCCCCAUGAGGUUUGAUCUCCCACACGGAUCCCCACAGAUGGUACGAAGGGACAUUGGGCUGCCGGUGACUCACAGGUUCUCCACCAAGUCCUGGCUGUCGCAGGUCUGCCAUGUGUGCCAGAAGAGCAUGAUGUUUGGGGUGAAAUGCAAGCAUUGCAGGUUGAAGUGUCAUAACAAGUGCACAAAAGAAGCUCCUGCCUGUAGAAUAUCCUUCCUUCCGCUACCCAGGCUUCGGAGGACAGAAUCUGUACCCUCAGACAUCAACACCCCGGUGGACAGAGCAGUAGAACCUCACUUUGGAACCCUCCCCAAGGCGCUGACAAAGAAGGAGCACCCGCCAGCCAUGAACCACCUGGACUCCAGCAGCAACCCGUCCUCCACCACGUCCUCCACGCCCUCCUCGCCGGCGCCCUUCCCGACAUCGUCCAACCCGCCCAGCGCCACCACACCACCCAACCCCUCGCCCAGCCAGCGGGAUGGCAGGUUCAGCUUCCCAGCUGCCUGCUUCAUUCAUCAUAGACAGCAGUUUAUCUUUCCAGACAUUUCAGCAUUUCCACAGGCAGCCCCACACCCUGAUGCAGCGGAUGGUACCCGGCUCAACGACCAGCCAAAAGCAGACAUGUCGGAGGAUCAUGGAGCAGAGGCCGAGGAGCCCGAGGCCAAUAAGUCAGAGGCAGAAGACGACGAAGAUGAGGUGGACGACUUGCCGAGCCCCCGCCGGCCGUGGAGGGGCCCCAUCUCUCGCAAGGCCAGCCAGACCAGCGUGUACCUGCAGGAGUGGGACAUCCCCUUUGAGCAGGUGGAACUGGGCGAGCCCAUUGGGCAGGGCCGCUGGGGCCGGGUGCACCGUGGCCGCUGGCACGGCGAGGUGGCCAUCCGCCUGCUGGAGAUGGACGGCCACAACCAGGACCACCUGAAGCUGUUUAAGAAAGAAGUGAUGAACUACCGGCAGACGCGGCAUGAGAAUGUGGUGCUCUUCAUGGGGGCCUGCAUGAACCCCCCCCACCUGGCCAUCAUCACCAGACCUCUGCCUGACCCCCCGACUCUUGACAGCUUCUGCAAGGGGCGGACAUUGCAUUCAUUUGUGAGGGACCCCAAGACAUCCCUGGACAUCAACAAGACCAGGCAGAUCGCUCAGGAGAUCAUCAAGGGCAUGGGAUAUCUACAUGCCAAGGGCAUCGUGCACAAGGAUCUCAAAUCCAAGAACGUCUUCUACGAUAACAGCAAAGUAGUCAUCACAGACUUUGGGCUGUUCGGGAUCUCUGGUGUGGUCCGAGAGGGACGGCGUGAGAACCAGCUGAAGCUGUCACACGACUGGCUGUGCUACCUGGCCCCUGAGAUCGUGCGCGAGAUGACCCCUGGGAAGGACGAGGACCAGCUACCGUUCUCCAGAGCUGCUGAUGUCUAUGCUUUUGGGACAAUUUGGUAUGAGCUGCAAGCAAGAGACUGGCCCUUUAAGAACCAAGCUGCAGAGGCCUUGAUCUGGCAGAUUGGAAGUGGAGAGGGAAUGAAGCGUGUCCUGGCCUCCAUCAGCCUGGGGAAGGAAGUUACCGAGAUCCUGUCUGCCUGCUGGGCUUUCGACCUGCAGGAGAGGCCCAGCUUCACCCUGCUGAUGGGCAUGCUGGAGAAGCUGCCCAAGCUGAACCGGCGGCUCUCCCACCCUGGACACUUCUGGAAGUCUGCUGAGUUGUAGGUCUGGCUGCCUUGCAUGCACCAGGGGCUGCUGCCUCCUAACCGACACCCGGCCCUGCGACUCUACUCAAAUGCACACUGAGAUGCGGGCGCUAACCCCGGGAUGCGAUCUCUGCUGCACCAAUCUCCUCUCCUGAGACUUCUUUUGCUUUGAUUGUUUUUAAAACUGGCCCCCUCCCUGCUCCAUGGCCUGCGUGUGCCUGAAUAACUGCUCUCCAUUGAGGCUCCCUCUCACAGACACCCCCUGCCACCAGAAUUGCUUUCCUGGGCAUGGCAUCCUUCUCUCCAGCUCUUCUUCUGUGGGGUGGGAUCUUUAUAUCUGAAUGGUCCUGUCUCCCUACUAACACCUCAGUGAGAUGUGCCCCCCACUGAACACACUAGGCUCCCACUGGCUGUGCCUAUGGGCAGGCGUUGGUGGGAGUGUUGCUUGGCUGUUAACCCGAGAGGAUCUUAUCCAGCAAGGAGUGGAAUGAUCUCAGGGCUGCCCACAGCCAGUCUGCUCCGUAGGGCUGGGGGUGGUACAAACCAAGUCCUGUUGCCAUGAAAGACACCAACUUGAAAGGGCUGUGUCAGUGACACCCUAAGGAGAGUCGCCCUAAAGCAAAGGAGGGGCUUGCCUCCAAACAAUUUGACUAAUGAAAGCAAAGCUUCUGCCCCAACGCAUUGCUCCCUGCCCAUCUGCCCAGCACAGCCCAAAAGUACGAGGCCCAGAGUCCUCAUUCGGGAGUGCGGCUGACAGGCCGUGCACAGAGUCCCAGCACUGCUCGCCAAGUGCAGACUCCUGGGGCCCCCAAGAACCGAGUCCCGACUCUGGAGGCAGGCUCCAAGCUGCAUUUCAGCCUGCUUUCCAGGUGGCUCUGAUGCACCCCCACAUUUGAGGACCGUUUCUGCAAGGAGCAAGCAAGGCCACCCCCGGUGCUGGGGGCAGGUGUCUCUUCUCUCUCAAUUCCAUGUGGAGCACGAGGGUCCUGAGCUGCAAAUGAGAAAAUAGUUCAAAUGAGCCCAUGCUGGGUGCUGGGAAUCCCAAGACCAACAGAUCACUGUCAUCCUGGAGGGGGGAGUGGCCGAGCUUAGCCCCAAGCAAGCCCUGAGGAGCAGGAGCAGCUCUGCCAGGGCUGUCAGCCGAGCAGUCAUUCUCACUUCUUGGUGGGGCCUCUGCUGAGCUGCUGGGAUUGGCCCGUUCCUUAGCUAACAUUAACCUAAUUCCCAGUCAAAUCCAACAGGGUAUAACCCUUGUUUUUAUUCCUCUUCGCAGCAUUAACAGCAGCAAAGUUGUCCCCAGGUUUGAAAGGUUUGGCUUGGGCGUCCUGGAGGCCAGUAAUCCAAAGAUGUAACCAGCUGUGCAGUUUUUUCUGCCAUUUUCUUUCUUAAUUGUGUUUCUAAAAUGGCUGAACAAUCACCACGACAAAAACCCUUCGAAACUUCAGCCACCCUGGGAAGCGCUGCAGAGCAGGAGCCCGAGGCCUCGAGUCGGGUUGUUUGUCCAUGAAACACUGUGUGUCCCGGAGGUGGAGUCACUUCGGCUACUGCUUAAAAUGACAUCAGCAUGCGAACCAGUCCUGACAGAUGGCAAAUGUUUACAUGUCCAUUUCUGCAGAGUGAACUCUAUUUACAAUAGAUAAUAAUAAAAGCAGUCCAUGCAGAGGAGCACCGGCCCCUUCAGUCAGGGUUGCAGAAGUGGCCUUCUCCUCUGGAGGACCUUGUAUGCAGUGAGGAGCCCAUGGUGGGCUGAAAGGAGAAAAAGCAUCGUCGUCGUGGCUGUUCUUGGGGUCCAACGGGAGGAUCACAGGCUUGACUGGCCUCUGCCUGGACCCUAAGUGCCGUCAGUGGGGGAUCUUCUUUAUGGAGGGUUCUCCCCUUGUCCUUUCAAAGGGACACCAUCCCUUCCUCCUCUGGCAGAGGAAACCCUGGCGAGGACCCAAGCUGGAUUAUGAGGGUCUGGAGUUCCCAUAGAGCUUGGGUUCCCCUCUGACCCCUGUAAUCCAGCCUGUAUCUGCUGGAAAAGUAGAGACAGUUAAAAUCGAGAUAACAUCAGGACUGAUCAGUGCUUCCUGGCCAGGGUUCCUACUGCUUAUAGAGAUGUUUCUAUCAGGAAGGCACCAAGGAGAUGGGACUCAGGGCCUCAGCUUUUUAGAUACAUCCCAUCCCUGACUUGCAUCUGAGGCCCAGCACAAUGGCUGCGUGUAUCAUGAAGGCUUGAUGGGUGAGCGCAAAGAAGGUGGUGGGGAGGGAGAGGUGGUAGGCGGCAGGUCCCUGAGCCCACCUCCCAGCCACAGGGUGACCUGGCCCUAUAGAAAACUUAUUGGCAGUCAUGCCAGGGUUCUGGAACUGCCCACCUCUUGCACUCCUCUGGUCCUGCUGAAACCCCUUAGCCCACUCCUGCCACUCCCACUGUCCAUGUUGGAGCUCUUAGAUGGGAAGCAGGUACCCCCUCUUCCACUCAGACCCACCCAUCAGGGUUUUCCCCAGCACUGAGUCAGGCCUUCUACUUGCGUACUUUGCACCAGAAGGAGGAGCUGGAUUGGGGGAGUCCGUGGUGUGAGCAUACUGCCGGUGUUCAUUAGAAGCUGUCACCUAGAGACAAAUGUCCCAAAUGGCAAACGUCCUUCAGUGGACAUCACGUUGUAUUAGGUGCCAAAGCCAGAACUGACCACAGGUGAGGAGAGAGCUGUGCUUGGAGUCAGAACCUGGGUCCCUACUCUGAGCUGAGAGAGGAGCAUGUGGCCCUCCACCCCCUUUCAUUUAGACCCAUUUAGCGAAGCUCCCAAUCUUUAGACCCAUCUCCAGAGUCUGGCCAAAAUGUCCUAUGAAAUGGGCCACUCUACCUAGAAGCUGUGGGGCUGCCCUCCAUGGGGCCAGGCCUCCCUUGGCUGACCCCUUCUGGAGGGCACAGCUGGGCGGAAAGGCCAGGUAUGCCAGCUCCGCUGCUCACUGCCCCCCAGCCGGGAGCGCCUUAUCCUUUCCCAGAGAGGAUGGAGACAGGAGCUGUAGGCCCGCUGGGUGCAACUCCGUGUGAGUCUGGUGUCCUCGUGGGCCUCACCUCCUCCUCCCUGUGGCUUCCCAGCCAGCUCUCCGUGAUCUCCCUCUUCAAAGCCACGCGGUGUGUGCUGAAUCUCUGAGCCUCCUCCCCACUCCUCUGCAUACUUUCCCAGAGGUCCCACUUUGUGCGCUGGGUCUCCCACCUUUCCCCUCAGGACCCCCAGACAUGCCGGGGGGCCUGGAGCUUGGACAGUAGCCGAGCAGGUCAGGCCCCACACCUCCCCAGCCCUGUCCCAGCCACAGGCAAUCUGGUUGUGUUUUCUCAUGUUACACUUGCAGGUCAAUUCCAGAAGCUUUCACUGAGCACUGCUGGCAUCUUGUGCAAGUGCUGGGGGCCCUGCGAUGGGAACAGUGGCCGUCCCUGCCCUUAGCAACUAACAGUUCUGCAGGAACCCCAGGGGAGGAACCAGGGGACCCCUCUUCCUCUUCCAGGCCCUGGGCAGCUUCCCAGCCUUUGGCCAGAGCCUCUGCGCUGCCUGUCGUUGAAGAGAAACACCAGAGGAAACGCCCCCCAUGGUCCCCUUCUCCUUCUUUCCUUAAGUGACUGUGAAUUGAGGUUGGGAAGAUAUGUAUCCUUCUCUGUGCUCUCCUUGUCUGUCUGGGAAACACAUGAAGGACGGUAGAUACUGUGAAUUCAGCCCUCACAGCGACUGUGAAGCAGAUGGAGAAGCUGGGAGGGCCUUCUUGGCAAGAGCUCUGGGGCUGUGGAUGUCCCAAGCCUUGGCCCUCCACGGGCCCCCCCAGUUCCCAGCCUCUCCUCCAAACCCUAGGGUCGGAGUCUCUGAUGCCUUUGGCCACCAGAGCCGCAGUCCCUGGGUUUCCAUCCCGUGAAGUCUUGAGUCCUAGCCAGUUCCCAUUAGUCAUGAGCAGCAUGUAGCAAAGUUGACCUCUUCAUGUCACCAAAUCAACAAUGUGUGCAGGGCCCAGGGAUCCCUCUGUUCUCUCAUGCCAUUUCUUCUUGUGAUCUCAGAGGGGAGCAGCCUGCCCUGUAAGCUGUGUUGUCAUUGUUCAGUAUUGAUUUGGGGGCCGGGGGGAGACAUAAAUGUGAAGCUGAUUAAGGAGCUUGCACGGUGCCGCAGCAUCGUUAGCUGGGGCUUCAUCAGUGUGUGCAAACCACGCAUCUUCUGUGGCCGCCAGCACACACUUGCUUUUUGAAUGUGAUGUAAAAUUUGUACAGUUAAAGUUUUUAUAUUUUCUAUCAACUGCAUUUGUCUUCCAGAAAUACUAUUAAUUUAAAUUAAAAUGGUUGGUAUUAAUGAAGUGCUGUAUCACUUUUUUGCCACUGGCAAGAAUACACCCUCUGUGCCAGGCCCGGCCUGGGUGUUGGCGUUUGUGAAUAAAAGUGUACCAAGGUG